AUGGCUACCGGUCAGCAAUCCAAGGCUCCACAGAGCCAUCGGGUUGGGGAGCAUUGGAGUGGUGCCAAUCCCAUUCCAACCAUUAGUCACUUUAUGGAACAUAUCGAUGCCGAGAAGAAGGAACGAGAUCGCAGGAUAGACGAAGAAAACAGAGCCAAGAAAGAAAGGACUACACAGAGCAACCAGGGCAAGCUAGGCAAAGGGAUCAAAAAGAGGAGAUGCCGUCGCUCAUAA
This is a messenger RNA of Penicillium mononematosum, 234 nucleotides long. RefSeq lists its product as uncharacterized. The transcript has 2 exons. Bases 1 to 234 code for a protein of 77 amino acids. Lineage: Eukaryota; Fungi; Ascomycota; Eurotiomycetes; Eurotiales; Aspergillaceae. The record is from RefSeq and is a predicted model, not a curated record.